GACCAUCUGCCGCCCAACUUCCGCGACGCCGUGCGCACCACUCGUCGCCUAGGGUUCCGCUACGUGUGGAUCGACUCUCUGUGCAUCAUCCAAGGCCCCGACGGAGACUGGGCAGAGCAGGCCCCUCUGAUGGACCGCGUGUACAUGAACGCCGAGCUCUGCCUUGCCGCCGCCGCGUCCGAGGACGCCUAUGGAGGGUUUUUUCGGAGUCGUGACCCAGCGGAUCUGCAGCCCUUCCGCGUCGACCUCCAGCUCCCCGGCGAUGCCUCCCCAUCCUCGAGCAGCAGCCACCCCCAACUCCGGCCCUUCUACGCCUACUGCGGCGGCCAGGACCCCACGAUCCUCUGGGCCGCCUCGGUCGAGCGGGCCCCGCUCAACAGACGCGGCUGGGUGCAGCAGGAGAGGGUGCUGGCGCCUCGCACCGUCCACUUUGGGCAGACGCAGGUGUUUUGGGAGUGUAGACAGCUCCAGGCGUGCGAGGCCGGGCCGGACAGCGCGCUGGCGGGGUUCCAGGAGGCUAUGGUGAAGAAUUGGGAGACCAAAGGGCCCGAUGCAAUUGGCGAGCGGGCUAGGGAGAGGACGAAGCUGUCAUCGUCACCAUUGCCGCCGAUCUCUGCCACGGAUGUUUAUCUUGCUUGGAGGGGCAUCAUCGGGUCCUACUCGAGGUGCGCCCUUAGUAUCGACAAGGACAAGCUGGUCGCCGCCUCGGGGCUCGCCAAGGCGUUCUCGAGACACCUUGGCCAAGAGUACGUCGCAGGGCUCUGGCGGGGCCCCUACCUCGUCAAGGAGCUGCUCUGGACCAGGGCGAAGUGGAACGUCGGCAGCCGCACCACGGCGCGGCGGCACAAGGAGUACCAGGCGCCGACGUGGAGCUGGGCGUCCAUCGAUGGGCCCGUGGAGUGGGGGCUCCAGAACAGGUUCGAGGACUGUGCUGAGGUCGUCGGGGUUGUGGUGGACACCGUCACGAGCGACCCGACUGGUGCGGUGAGGCGUGCUGAGAUUACGCUGUCGGGGUCCCUCGUUCCGCAGCCUCAAGGGUCUGCGCUUGUCGGCGAUUAUAAGAGGUUUAUGGAUGUGGAAGGGGAGGACUUGGCCGUGCCUGGUGAUGGGAUCUAUUUGGCUCCUCUGUGUGUUACCUUUUUGGGUACUACAUGGAAGUCUACGUGGGGACUUAUACUGACAGAUGCUGGUGCAGGACACAAGGGGAAAUACAGGAGGCUUGGCUUGUUUUGUUGCGUGUCACAUUCAGCGAUUAAAUGGUAUGGCACGAGUGAUGCUGUCCAGUUCACUAUUGUCUGA
Molecule: messenger RNA, 1299 nt
Organism: Cryphonectria parasitica EP155
Lineage: Eukaryota; Fungi; Ascomycota; Sordariomycetes; Diaporthales; Cryphonectriaceae
Product: HET-domain-containing protein
Exons: 1
Source: RefSeq, a predicted model, not a curated record